AUGCUCGUCGUUGACCCCGUGAAGCGCAUCACGAUCCCCGAGAUCCGGCAGCUCCCGUGGUUCAACAUCGAUCUCCCCUCGUACCUGCGGCCGUUCCCCGUCACGCCGAGCGUCGAGGACAAGCAGUUUCAGCUCACUGCCGCGCCUGUCAUGGACGACACGCUUAGCAGCCACCCGUUCCUACACGCCCCGUCGACGUCGGCACAGGCUGCGCCUGACCCGGCGAUGGUGUCGCCGGAUCUCGGCGUCAUCGAUUCCUACGUGCUCGAGGAGCUCAUGGGCAAGGUCGAGGGCCUCUCGCGCGGCCAGGUGCUCGAUAUGCUGCGCGCCUCCGGUACGAACCAGAUCAAAGUCGCGUACCACCUCUGUCAGGACUACCACGAGACGCUCGCCAUGGCGACGGGCCUCUUGCGCGAGCUCGAGCUCGGCGACGACGCCCCCUCGAGUGCCACGAGCCUCUCGCAGUCGCCGUCCACGAGCACCGACGGCGGCGACGUCGCGCCCAGCCGGCCGCGCGUGCGCCGUGCGUCGACGCGGCCGUCGCUGCCGACCGUCGGCACCUCUCCCAUGCACUACCAUGCGCUGAUCAAGCGCUCCGGCGCCACAACGGACCUGACGCAUACGGACCAUACCCCCCGCUCGCGACGGCCGUCGACUGCGUCGCGUAAAGCCAUGGACGACGAUUUGAAGACGCGCGUGAGCGAGCUGAUCGCCUCCGUGGAAGACGAGGCGAUCGAGGGCUCAGACCUCGACGACCCUGGCCUGGACGAGAGCGAUGUGUCAGACGACGAGACGGAUGCGUCGUCGACCAUGUCGGACGUCGACGAGGAGUAUGCGAGCUUCGAUAUGGUCGACGACCCGAUUCUCGACGACGCCGGCGAGACGCUCACGCUCCAGAACUCGUACAUGCGCCGACACGUGCACCUCGCCGUCCUCGAGACCAGUCUGCCCGCCGCGCAGCGCGCCCUAUACCCCAUGCGCCGCGCGUCGGGCGAGGGCGAAGCGCCGUCCCCCUCUGUGCCGCCGACGCUGGCGCCGGCCGGGGCGGAGAGAGGUAGUGCGCAUGGCAAGCCGAGCGGACGGCGUGCGCGCUCGCAGUGGCACUUUGGUAUCCGCAGCCGAAGCCACCCGAUGGAGAUUAUGCUGGUGCUCUACCGCACGAUGGAGGCGCUCGGCAUGGAGUGGUGUCCCAAGACGCCUCUGCCGCCGAUUGCGCGCGGACUCGACCAGAUGACCACAAACGAGCGGCAGCAGGUGCUGGAUGCUCUCAACGAGGACAUCUUCUACGCGCAGACCCAGUGCAUGCUGUACCACCACAAGAUCCGCCUGGACCUGCAGCUGUACAAGGCGGAUGCCCACUCCUACCUCGUCGACUUUCGGCAUGUAGGCUACGCCCUCGUGCCCACAACCGGCGAUGGCACUGCACCCGCGCCCGCGGCAGGCGCACUACAGCGCGAUAAACCCCGUCUUUGUCCGGCGCAUCCCGCGCUUCACGUCAUGUCUUCGUCGCGCGCAGCGUCGGAAGCGCAGCCCCUGUUGCCUUCGGGCCAGGGUGCCUCGAGCAAGACGACUAUUGAGUCGUUCAAGUGGCUGCUAUUCUCGUCCAAGAUCAAUGUGUUCCUGGUGUUUGUGCCGCUAGGCCUGCUGGCCGAGUGGCUGCACUGGGGCUCACUCGCCGUGUUUACGCUCAACUUUCUGGCGAUUAUCCCACUGGCCAAGCUGCUGGGCGAUGCGACGGAGCAGGUGUCGCUGCGUCUCGGUUCCACGCUCGGCGGCCUUUUGAACGCCACGUUCGGCAACGCUGUCGAGCUGAUUGUCGGUGUGGUCGCUCUGCUGCAAGGCCAGCUGCGCAUUGUGCAGAUGUCGCUGGCGGGCUCGAUCCUGUCGAACCUGCUCCUCGUCCUCGGCUUUAGCUUCUUUGCAGGCGGCCUUUUCCAGCCAGAAAACUCAUUCGCGCAAACGGCCGCGCAGGCCUCCGGCUCGAUUAUGACGCUCGGCUGCUUCACCAUGGUCCUCCCGGCUGCCUACUGGGGUGCCCUGCGAGGCGGUGGCGCUAAGGACAUGGUCCUGAAUGCGUUCAAACGUCCUAUGGAUGCGGAGCCGGACUUUGACGCGAUGGGCGGCAUUCUGUUCAUUUCGCGCGGCACGGCGGUGAUCCUGCUGGCCAUCUACAUCGGCUACCUCGUCUUCCAGCUGCGUACGCACUCGUUCCUGUACGAGGCCGAAGAGGUGGAGGAGGAGGAGACCGAAGAGAUGUCGCCGCGCUCGGCCAUUGCGGCGCUGCUGCUUAUCACGCUGGUUACCUCGUUCAACGCGGACUACCUUGUCUCGGCGAUCGACGAUGUGGCGAACAACUACCAAAUCUCGAAGGUCUUUAUCGGUACGAUUCUCCUGCCGAUCGUCGGAAAUGCCGCGGAGCAUGUCACGUCCGUGUUCAUGGCUGCGAGGAACAAGAUGGAGAUUGCGCUCAGCGUCGCGAUCGGCUCCUCGGUGCAGAUCUGCUUGGGCAUGGUGCCUGUGCUGGUUAUUGUGGGGUGGAUCGUCGGUCAGCCGCUGUCGCUCUACUUCCACGACUUUGAGACCAUCACGCUGGUCAUCUCGGUCAUCCUCGUCAACAGCCUCAUCCAGGACGGCAAGAGCAACUACCUCGAGGGCGCCCUGCUCAUUGCGCUCUACUCUGUUAUUGCCCUCUCGUUCUGGGUGCAGCCCCUUUAG
Malassezia sympodialis ATCC 42132 is the source of this 2715-nucleotide messenger RNA. It is a transcript of the gene VCX1, whose product is annotated as Vcx1p. Gene Ontology annotation, biological process: intracellular calcium ion homeostasis; calcium ion transmembrane transport. Gene Ontology annotation, molecular function: calcium:proton antiporter activity. The record is from RefSeq and is a predicted model, not a curated record. Gene Ontology annotation, cellular component: fungal-type vacuole membrane. Lineage: Eukaryota; Fungi; Basidiomycota; Malasseziomycetes; Malasseziales; Malasseziaceae.